Octopus sinensis (East Asian common octopus) is the source of this 3375-nucleotide messenger RNA. RefSeq names its product C-factor-like. The transcript is spliced from 6 exons. Gene Ontology annotation, molecular function: oxidoreductase activity. Bases 241 to 996 code for a protein of 251 amino acids. The record is from RefSeq and is a predicted model, not a curated record. NCBI's taxonomy places the organism in Eukaryota, Metazoa, Mollusca, Cephalopoda, Octopoda, Octopodidae.
AACUGAUUUUAUUGUAAGAAUUAAAACUAAUUUAUUUAGGGAUCAUUUAUUUGCAAACAAAAGAGAAUGUAAACAACACCUAUCCCGCAGCAAGAUUUUUAAAGUCCUUGAUACUCGUGUGUAUAUUUACGCGUGGUAUUGACACUGCUCUUACUUUAUCUUAGAGAAGUCGGUGAAUGCCAGAGAUCCUCGCAGAUAACUUACGAUUAAAAACGUGUAUAAUUUUCAUUAUCUUUAACGAUGGUUUUAAACGUGAAGUCUGUUUUAAUCACUGGUAGUAGUCGCGGAAUAGGUCUUGAAUUCGUGAAGCAACUUUUAAGGUUACCCACGCCUCCUCGCUAUGUAUUUGCAACUUGUCGUAAUCCAGAAAAGGCCGAGGAUUUGCAGUCAUUAAAAAAGGAUAAUUCAAACCUACGUAUUGUUCCUUUAGAUAUCUGUAAUGAAGCUUCUAUAAUAAAAGCUAAAGAAGCAGUUGAAAAUGAAGUAGAAGACAAUGGGUUAAACUUAUUGAUUAACAAUGCUGGUUUGAAAUUGAGUGUUACUUUUGAAAAACUCAACUUUGAUUCUAUGAUGGAAGCCUUCAAAACCAAUGCUGUUGCUCCAAGUGUUUUGACUAGGAUAUUUUUCCCUUUACUGAAGGCAGCAGCUGCAAAGGAGAACCCUUCUACAAAUUUGUCUUGUAAUCGUGCUGCAGUUGUGAAUAUCAGUAGCAUAUUAGGAUCUGUUACUGCUACUCGAGAAAAAGCAUUUUUCUAUGAAUAUUCUUCUUCAAAGGCUGCUUUAAAUAUGAUUACCAAGGAUUUUGGAAUCCACUUAAAACCUCACAAUGUGCUUGCUGUGGCUCUUCACCCAGGAUGGGUACAAACUGAUAUGGGAGGUAAAACUGCUGCUUUGACCCCAGAAUCAAGUGUGAAACAAUCACUGAAUACUCUGUCAACAUUAAAUGAGAGCAAUGCUGGUUUUCUUAUUGACUACCAAGGAUCUGUCAUUCCUUAGUAAGGUUUGAAUAGAACUGCACAGAAUAGGAGUGGGCAAUAAUUUUCAUUAACAGGUUAGAUUUGCAUGUUUGGAAAAUCUAAUCUUAUGUAGCCAAUUUUUAUAAAAUAUUUUUGAUUUUGGCAGGUAUUAUCAAUUUCAACUUUUUUUAUAAUCAUGUAAUUGUUAAAAGUAACUCUGAUUUAUAAACUUUAGAGAAUAUUUUCCCACAUUCUACACGGCAUAUAUGUUGGACCAAAUAGACACUAUGUUAAAAUGUUUUUGGGGUCCACAUUAUGUAAAAUUGUAGCUAUGGAUUCAACCAAUUUUUUGUAUGUUUUUAUAAAAUUUUAUAAUUUUAUCUCAUUCUAAUAUGACAUAUAGAUGAGUUCAAUAUGAAUUAGAAUUCUAAUAAAAUGUGUUACACACAACAGAUGCAGAAUUAGAUUAAAAUAGCCAUUUGUUUAUCUUUUACUUGUUUCAAUCAUUAGAUUGUGGCCAUGAAGAAUUUUUAGUUGAAUGUAUCAACCCCAGUACUUACUGUUUAUAAGCCUGGUACUUUUUCUAUCAGUCUCUUUUGCCGAACCACUAAGUUACAGAGACAUAAACACACCAGCACUGGUUGUCAAGCAGUGGUGGUCGGGACUGAAAUAUGAAACUAUGUGAUUUAGAAGCAAGCUUCUUACCAUACAGCCAUGCUAAAAAGCAAGUUUAUUGCAGUAUUCUCCAGGGGAUAAUAUCUCUUACAAACGUGCUGUGUUUAAAAACACAAAAUACACCAAUAUAUUUUGUGUUUGUAAAUACAGCACAAGCAUAAGAGAUAUUGUUUCCAGAUGAAUACCAUGACAAAUUCCGUUUUACACAAGUGUCUUUUACUUUACAAGUUUUUAUUAAGUCCAUUCAAAUACAGCAAAUGUAAAAUUUGAUAUCCAAUUUUUAUCAUAUAGCUGCAAUAAGUCAGAUGAUUUUUAUUUCAUUUCUAAAAAUAGUUUAAUGUCAUUUUUCAAAUUCCGUCCAAUGUUGUAAAUUCAUCUUCAACUUAACCUGUGUCAUUUGUGUGGUGUAGAGCCGAAAACAUCCAUGUAUUCUGCUUGCUGUUCUUGCAAAAAAAUUCACAAACUGCCAGUAAUUUAAAACUUGCUUUCUAAUAUGAUUCACAAUAUAUUUUACCAUGUCUACAUAAAGCUUUAAAUUUUUUUCACAUUGGGAUUCUUGAUGUUUAAAUGUAAUACUAGAGAAUUAUUUUAUGUUCAGCACUCAAUUCAUUACCCUUAUCUUGGAUUCUUUACAAUAGCCCUUUAUAUUUUCUGGUAAGUCUUGGGAGUGGGUGGGUGGCCUAUCUGUUACAUUUAUCAGUUUUUACCAUUUUAAGCCCAACUUUUUUACUUACUGUUCAACUCCUCCAAGAAAAUCUCUUUUUAUUGUGCCUUACUUUGUUUGUUUUGCUGCUAUCUUUUCCAUCUGUUCAUAAAACGUUCAUUAUGCCACAAAUGAAAUUAUUAUGCUGUAUCUCUGACAUCAUAACUCUCAUCAUGUUCCACUAAAAUAAAAAAAAACAACAAAAAUAAAUUUUUGGAUAUUAUUUUUUAACUGUGACUGAAUGUUUCAUGCAAUAUCUUCCUUCCAUCUAACAGUAAUAUGGUGAGAUGAGCUUAAAUUCUUAUACUGGUCUAUCUUUUCUGGGUUCAUGACAGCUGCAGAAUCAGUCAUGCAAUUUGUAAUAAAUUCUUCUGGAAAAGAUUUAUUAUGCCAGCCGGGCCUGUCCUGAACUUCAGUGUUCCAGGCUUUGGGAUCGAUUCCAGUCAGUUUUAGGCUUUGCUUCAGCUGGUUCUUGUAUUGCUGGAGGGGACAGCCAUGGAGUAUUCCUCCAGUGGAAAGUUCACCAUAUAAAAUUUGAUGAGGCAGCCUGGUCUUUUUCAUUCUUGCUACGUGGCCAACUCAUCUCAGACAAUGUUUCAGGAUGAUGGCCUCAAUGCUGCUGCUUUUUGUUCUCUCCAAAAUAGAGACAUCGGUCACAUUGUCAUUCCAUUUAAUGUUCAUAGUAGAGUGGAGCUUUUGUUGAUGAAAUCGCUCUAGUUAAAGAGUCCAGAUUUCACAACCGUAGAGGAGAGUGGAGAUCACAAUCGCUUGAUAGACACUCAGUUUUAUUAGGUGGUGUACAUCUCUAUUCUUAAAGACCCUUUUCACGAGUCCACCAAACAUGGUAUUAACUGCUCAGUGUUCCCAAAUAGGCCUGCCUAAUUGCAGAUGUAAAGACUGAGUCCCUGGGUUGUCACCAGGUCCCAAGAAGGCGAACAUCUUGCAUCUGCCACCAACAUGCAGGUCUGGACUAAAAACUUCUAGUUUCACCAAACCUGCUCUCAUCAUUCUUACCCCAUCACCAUUGGGAUUAUAUAGGGG